CUGGCAAGAGUAAUCGAGCACGAAACACGGAAGCCCUCUGGUGGUGGAAGAGAGAGGUGGAUCUGUCAUGUCAAUGUUCUUUCAGUAUGUACUGACUGUCACGUCCGGUUAUAUAUGAAUAUACGCGUGGACACGUAAUUUCAGAAUUUAAAUAGGCUAGGCCGACUGAUAGAUAUCAGUCUAGAGGGCAUGCCUGACACGGGUUCAAAGGACACGUAGCAUCAAGAACUCUUUAUUGGGACCAGAAAAAGAUUCUUUCAAGAAAUCAACUCCCUAUGCCGUGAGAGAAGAGAGGUGUUGCUGCGGCGAGAGGAGGAAGCCCUAAAACAUCUUGCUUAUCUUGUUCCGUCUCGUGUGACGGGCUGGCUGUCCAUUUUGAUGCCUGUCUGGAUGUAAAUUCUCUCUCACAAAUUUUUCAAGUCUGUUAAAGUUGAUAAAUCGCCAUCAUGUCGUACGAGGCAUUGAGUAAAUUCUUAGACUUCACCAGCAUACCUGACCCAGGAUCUCGGUUCACCCUGCAGGAUGUCAUUGCCACCGGCACUUACGCAGAGGUCCGUCUGGCCCUGGACACCGAGAACGACAACCGGAAGGUGGCCAUCAAGAUUAUCGAGAACAUCAAGGAGAACCUGGAGGAAAUCGAGGAGGAGUGUCGGAUCUUCCAAGAACUGUCUGGUCACGAGAACUUCCCGGAAUUCUACGGCUCUUUCCUGAAGAAGACCAGUAACUUUGAAGAACACCAAUUUUGGUUCGUGAUGGAGUACAUGUCGGAGGGAUCGGUCUCCGACCUUGCUAGGAUGUAUUCCAAGAACGAGGAAAGGAUGUCGGAGAAGCUCAUAUCCUAUAUCCUACGAGAGAUCAUCAAGGCUGUGAUGCAUCUCCACGCUUCUCACGUCAUCCACCGAGAUAUCAAGGGAAUGAACGUCCUUAUUGCGGAGGACGGAAGAGUCAAGUUAGUUGAUUUUGGCCAGUGCGCCCACUUGUCCGAGACGAUGGGAAAGAGGAACACUGCCGUCGGCACCCCCUACUGGAUGGCCCCCGAAGUGAUCGAGUGCGAGCAGAAGCAGGACCAUGAUUAUGACAACCGCGCCGACGUUUGGGCGAUAGGUAUCACAGCCAUCGAGCUGGCCGACGGAGAUCCACCAUACGCAGACAUCCACCCCGUCCGCGCCCUCUUCCAGAUCCUGCGCAACCCCCCACCCGUGCUAAAGAGAGCUUCUGACUGGUCUCAGGACUUCGUGGACUUUAUUGCUGAGUGUCUGGUGAAGACGUGUGACCAUCGUCCCGUUAUUCUCGAGAUCAUUGAGCAUCCCUUCAUUGGUAAUACUCCAGAAGACGCCACGGAGGUAAAGAAGAAGCUGAUAGAUGAAAAGAAGCGUUUAAUGGCACUGAAGAACAAUCCAGAGCGACCUAUGACGGCUAUAGCUCGACAGGGAUACAUCAAGACGGACAGACACGCAGCCCCCAAGAAAAUGAUCGUCGAUGAUCUAGCCGCUCUGGAGUUCUUCAAUGACGAGGUGGUUCUGGAAAACCUCUACAGCCGUUACGAAGAUGGCCACAUCUACACCUGGCUGGCUGACGUCCUGUUGGCGGUCAAUCCGUUCAGCGAGAAGUGCAAGUAUGACGCCGACGUCCAGGUGAAGUACAAGUCGAAGGCUCGCAACCAGAACGAUCCCCACAUCUUUGCCAUCGCUGAUCGAGCUCACCAGGACAUGAUGCACCACAAGGAACACCAGACUAUCAUCCUUAGUGGUGAAUCCGGCUCCGGGAAGACGUUCAAUUUCCAUCAAGUUGUUAAUCAGCUGUGUCACAUUGGUUCGAGUAAUCCAGGCUUGAUUGAAAAAAUUAAGAAGGUAUCGGUGAUCCUGGAUGCCUUUGGAAACGCCGUGACGCAGCUGAAUGCGGACGCCACCCGCCACGUCCGCUACUUCGACAUCACCUUCUCCAGGACGGGCAAGGUCUCUGGAGCCAUCAUCUGGCUCAUGAUGCUGGAUAAGUUCCGCGUCACGGAGAGAGCCAGAGGCGAAGGCAACUUCCACAUGUUCUAUUACCUGUACGACGGUCUGUCUCAGAGCUCACGGCUGGCGAGGUACGGCCUGAAGCUCGGCCGCAAAUACCAUUACUUGGCCAAGCACCCCUUCGACAAUGAAGUCACCAACGCCCAGAGGUUUAACAAAGUGGAGGAGGCGUUCAAGGAAAUCGGCUUCACAGACCGGGAACUGCACACAGUGUACGUGGUUUUAGCAGCUAUUCUGAACAUAGGAAACAUCAGCAUCACCGGUGAUCAAAAUGCCUCUAUAGUGGACAUGGAGCCGGUGAAGGAAGUCUGCCGUCUCUUGGACGUGGAGGAGAAGAAGCUGACUUGGGCCCUCUGUAACUACUGCGACGUCAAGGCCGGGAAGCAGGUCGAGCAAGCCAAGAAGACCGAAUUCGAGGCUGAAAUGAGCAAGGACGCUCUGGCCAGGACCCUCUACUCUCGUCUCAUGGACUUCGUCGUCAACACGAUUAACGCCAAGCUCUCUGUCACCAGACUGGUCUUUGGUGAUCCUUACGCCAUCGGCGUUUUGGACAUGUUUGGAUUCGAGGCCAAUGACCACAACUCGUUUGAAAACCUUCUGGUGAAUGUGGCCAACGAGCAAGUUCAGUAUUAUUACAAUCAGUAUAUUUUCAACUGGGAGAUGCAAGACUAUUCAGCGGAGGGAAUUCCCGUGAAGAACUUCACGUUCCCUGACAACCGCCACAUCUUAGAACUCUUCUUAGCAAAGAACAGCGGUCUGUUCGCCGUUCUUGAGGAUGAAAGCAGGGAGAAGAUGGGAAAUGACACCUCAUUUGCAUGUAAACUCAAACAACGGCAGAAUCAGAAGCAGAUACAGCAAGUGUCCGAAUUCACCUUCGCAAUCGCUCACUUCGUGGGUCGUGUGAAGUACGACUUCCACGGUGCGGUCAACAAAAACAGGGACCACAUUUCUGUAGAACUCAUCCAGACGAUGAGGAAGUCUGCAAACGACCACAUCCGGGGGAUGUUCUGCAACAAGCUGACGAAGACGGGUAACGUCACCGUCGAGGGAGAGGACCCUAAGGCCAAGAAGAAGGGGGGUGCCCCUCAAAAGAAGCCAGAUAAGAAGGAGUCCAGACGCUUCAACACCAAAUCCAGAGGACAGAUGUCGCAGACGCGUCACGUGCAGACUUGGGGGAUGACCUUCCGCUACUCCCUGAUCGAACUCCUCUACAAACUGACCAAUUCGCAGCCUCACUUCGUCCGGUGCAUCCGCUCCAACAUGGACAACUCAGGGUCGGUCUUCGAUCGAGACAUGAUCAAACAUCAAGUGAAGUACCACGCCGUUUGCGACACCAUCAGGAUCAGACAGCAAGGAUUCUCGCACAGGAUUCCUUAUCAGGAAUUCUUGAGGCGGUACCAGUUCCUGGCCUUUGAAUUCGACGAGACGGUGGACCUGACGAAAGACAACGCCAGACUUCUGCUGGUCCGACUCAAGAUGGAGGGAUGGGCCAUUGGCAAAGACAAGGUCUUCCUCAAGUUCUACAACGAGGAGUUCUUGAGCAGACUUUAUGAGACGAGCGUGAAGAAGAUCGUGAAGAUUCAGGCUCUGAUGAGGGCCUACAUGCAGAGGAAGAAGAAGCUGAAAGGUGGACAAGGCAAGGGAGGGAAACCUGAGGAAGAGAAAAAAAAGAAAGGACCCACCAGGGAACUGACGAAGGACGAAGCAGCUACCAAGAUUCAGAGCAACUUCCGUGGAUACAAAACUCGUCAGGAACACCCAGAAAUUGCUGAGAAAAUCAGGAACCGCGAAAAGUUCGGAGAAGCCACGAUAGAGGGAGAGGCGGCCAGGUACGUGCAGUACUACUUCCGGAAGUGGAAGAUGCGAACUCUCUUCCAGCAGCUGCAGAUCUACAGGGCAGAUAAGCAACAGCAGCUCAUCUACUUCUCUCAGCAGGUUCAUCUGUACAGUCAAGAACUCCAAGCGAAGAUGCAGCGGCUCAAUUACACAAUGGAACUCGCCAAAGUUCGCAACGAGGCCGUGGGUUCUCACAAACAAAUCAUAUCCCGAGCGGCGCCUCCCCAGCCGAAACUGGCCCUCGACCACAUGAUCACGGCCUACUUCGACACCACCUUCCUCUGCGAUCCGAGUCGGGCCAAGAAAGGUCGGCAGCAGGAUGACGACUGGGAGGCGCCCUUCAAAUCCCGAGCGUCGGCUGCCCGCUCUGCCAACAUGGGUAUUGAUGACGGGUCUCAGCCCGGGAAGGGAGGAGCCGGAGGAGCCUCAGGAGCGAGGGACACUGGGUACACCCCUAUGGAUGUAAGGUCAAGAACAGCCAUGUUCAACCAAGGGGGACAUAAUGCGGAUUACAGUUACAACGAACCUGCCACGGGAGCCAGCGCAUACAACAGAUUUGCCGGUAGCAGUACGCCUCGUGUAGCCCCGUCUUACAACAAGUUCGCUGGCGCCAAAUCGAACUACGCCCCGCCGACUCAGUCUUACCUUAAACCUACAGCUCCAAAGACGCCUGUAGUGGUCAACUCCUGGAAUGACAGACAACAACACAAUGGUUACAGUGACAGCAACUACGACGACGACUCCCAGGGAACCCACGACUUCAGGAAGCACUUGCGAAAGACGAACCGGUCCGCGAUUCUGGAGAUGGAAGCCAGAGCAACAGGGGGCGCUUCCGAAGAAGGGUCGUUCAAUUUCCAGGGCAUGCUCCGCAAAACGAGUCACUCCCGCCAGAGCAUGAAGAGAGGGGAAGGUGGGGGAGGAGACGACUACUACAACGGUGGAAACGUAACUCCGACCUUCACCGAGGAAACGGAGGAAGCCAUGUUGUAAGAAGGCGCAGAUUUGCAUCUUUCAGGCUGCGUACCAGAAUGAAGAAAAAAAAAAAAAAACAUCAAUGCGUCACUUGCACAUCAAAAUGAUAAACAGCAGAUGAUAUCUGUCAGGAUAACAAGAGUCCCUCAGAGAUGAGUUAAGCAGUAGGAUGUGAAUCUAGGUGCCAUAUUUUUGUUCAUGGUUUCCUGCAGCAAGGGCAUCUAGUAGGGACUACUGGUAUCGAUAUUUUUUCGAAGGGGAAUUUCCUGCGAUGAGUCUAAGCUCCAGUAUUGUCCUUCGAUGAACAGACAAAUGAAACCAAUGCAGUUAUAGAGGAUGCUCAUUCUUCCGAGAUGAUAUUUUCUGUAUUUAUAAUUUUACUGAGAAUGAAAAUUAAGGAACUGGGCUUACUUGAAAUGCAUGAAUAUCUCGGUUUCUGUUUUUUCAUCGCUUGUAAAGUAUAGAAACAUGUUCUUCCUAGAUUGAAAAUUUUUUUUAAACAUAUUGUAUAUUUAUAUAGAAUGUUGACCAGCUGUAAUGUCGCCCUUAUGUUUAAAAUUGUCCAUGACUGCACGAGGUACAAGUGACCUGUGCUUUGCUGAAAAAAAAUAGUACUGCUCAUAGAUGAAUUAUUAAGGUUUUCCUUUAUUGAAAUUCAUUAUAUGGACUAUACCAAGCUCAUUAUAUCUCAUUUGUGUAGUUGUAGAUUAGAUUAUAAACAUAUUUCAUAUGCUUCAAAUGGUAUGAUAUGCAUUUUACAUUGCAAUGUGUUGUGCACAUUUGGAAAAAAAAAUAUUCACCAAGAAAGGCAUCAGUUGUACAAUGGUUGUGUUGAAAUCAUUUCUCAGGUGAACUGGAUGUUAUUCCAACGCGAGGAAAAAAAAUUGUACUACGAGGGUUUAAAUUCAUUCCAAUUUGCUUCUGUUGCAGUGAGGAAGUAAUUGAUAGAAAUUUAAUAGCUGUUGAUAAAGUUUUUAUAGUUAAUUGUAAAGAAAAAAUAAAUUAUAGAAAUUUUUUUUUAAACACUAAGUGUCUUCGUAACUGUUUAGAUUUGAGAGGAUUGACAGGAACAUAUAAAAUCUCGGGAUGAGAUAACAAGUUCCGUUUCUCUUCAGUUAACAAACUGUAAGAAUCUUUCAAUGUAUUUAGUGGAAGAAACGGAUGAUUUUGAAGCAAUUUCGUCAGCAGUUGUUCUCUGGCCAUAAUACAACUCUGAUAUAAGUUAUUUGCAAGAUUACCAGUUGAAGCUAUUCCUUUGAAAAUGACUAUGAAAUAUAAAGUACUUAAUAUAUGAUAAUAAGAAUCUA
Macrobrachium nipponense is the source of this 6130-nucleotide messenger RNA. It is a transcript of the gene ninaC, whose product is annotated as neither inactivation nor afterpotential protein C-like. Gene Ontology annotation, molecular function: ATP binding; microfilament motor activity; protein serine/threonine kinase activity. Gene Ontology annotation, biological process: peptidyl-serine phosphorylation; regulation of actin filament length. NCBI's taxonomy places the organism in Eukaryota, Metazoa, Arthropoda, Malacostraca, Decapoda, Palaemonidae. Gene Ontology annotation, cellular component: myosin complex. The record is from RefSeq and is a predicted model, not a curated record.